GGGGGAGGAGUCUGGGUGCUGAGAAAAGUUUGUGGGGAAAGUUGAUCCGAGGAGCCGGGCGGUGGCUGGGACAGCCCGACCUGAUUUUUCCACCGCUCUCCUUAUGGCCUGACGCUGACAGAGGCAAAAAUCUGCUAACUCAGGGGGCAGACUCAACCAGGGUUGUGAGGAGGCCUGGGGAAUGAGCCCCUGAUCUCCAAAACGUACCUUCCACGGCUGCACGGCCAUCUCCAGCUUUCUCUGCCACCCAUGGCUCUUGGCCCAGGCUCUGUCCCUGUCUAGUCACUUCCCUUGUGACAAAUGGGUCCUCUGUCUCCUGCCAGGACCAUGAGGCUCUGGAGGCCUCGGAGCCUAGGGGUGGCUCUGGGAGUCUUCAUGACCAUUGGAUUUGGCCUCCAGCUCUUAGGGGGACCAUUUCAGAGGAGGUUACCUGGGCUGCAGCUCCGACAGUCCUGGAUCCCUUCAUUGGGACCAACUGCUAAGUCUUGCCUACCCCGACAGCGGCUUGUAUUCUUGAAGACACACAAAUCUGGGAGCAGUUCCGUGCUCAGUCUCCUUCAUCGUUACGGGGACCAGCAAGGGCUACGUUUUGCCCUGCCUGCCCACUACCAGUUUGGCUACCCAAAGCUUUUCCAGGCCUCUAAGGUCAAAGGUUACCACCCCCAGAGUUCAGAUACCAAGAAGCCUUUCCAUAUCCUCUGUCACCACAUGAGAUUCAACCUGAAAGAGGUACUUCAGGUCAUGCCUUCUGACAGCUUCUUCUUUUCCAUUGUCCGAGAUCCAGCGGCUCUAGCACGCUCUGCCUUCUCCUAUUAUAAGUCAACCUCAUCGGCCUUCCGAAAGGCACCAUCUUUGGCUGCCUUCUUGUCCAAUCCUCGAGCCUUCUACAGACCCGGGGGCCGUGGCAACCACUAUGCCCGCAACUUACUAUGGUUCGACUUUGGUUUGCCCUUCCCCCCAGAGACGAGAGUGAGUCCACAUCUACCCAGAGACCCCAAUCCCCUCCAGUUACAUAUUGUGCCUUCUAGUGCUGGCCUUGGAACUCUCUUCCAGCCUGUGACCACAGUUGCUAAUAGUCAUGAACAGCCAGCCAGCUUUGUUUCUUCAGACUUUGGGCCCUCAUCUUUUAUCCAGUGGGGUUUGGCCUGGUUAGACUCAGUCUUUGACUUGGUCAUGGUGGCCGAAUACUUUGACGAGUCAUUGGUUCUGUUGGCAGAUGCCCUGUGCUGGGGUCUGGAUGAUGUAGUGGGCUUCAUGCACAAUGCUCAGGCCGGAAGUGAGCAGAGGCUCAGUGCUGCCAAUAAGAGUGUGGUGAACGAAGAGCAGCAGCUGACUGCACGGGCCCGAGCGUGGAAUAACCUAGACUGGGCUCUGUAUAAUCACUUCAACCGUAGUCUGUGGGCACGGAUAGAACAAUAUGGCCAGAGACGACUGCAACGUGCUGUGGCUGAGCUCCGUGCUCGAAGAGAAGCUCUGGCUAAACGUUGCCUGAUGGGAGGUGAGGCUUUAGACCCCAAAUACAUCACCGAUGUAAGGCUCCGUCCGUUCCAGUUUGGUUCAGCUAAGGUUUUGGGCUAUGUACUUCAGAGUGGACUGAGCCAGAAAGAUCAAGAGGAAUGUGAACGCUUGGCUACCCCUGAGCUACAGUACAAAGACAAACUUGAUGCCAAGCAGUUUCCCCCUACAGUCUCCCUGCCUCUCAAGACAUCAAGGAUACUGUCCCCAUAGGUAUUGGAUUACAAAUUAGACACAAGAUGCAUCUUCGCUUCCCUCAGAAGGAAGAGGAAGUUUGCUCUAAGGUGAGACUGGAGUUGUCUGGCUUUUCUGUAGGAAUUCCAGCAACAUCUGCUCCCCCACCCCCAGAUGCCCACUUUGUUUCUUCCAGCCUCAAAGUAGAUUUAUGUAGCAGUUCCCCCAAAGCCCCCUGGAGGGGCAAAGGAGUGAGCCAGAGAAAGUUUAGGAUAUGGUAUAUCCAUUUCUCUAUGAAAUAUUUGUUGGGGAGCUGUGUUGAUUUCACUGUGAAAAUAUUUGUUGGAUGAAUAAAUGAUAUGAAACGUUUA
Messenger RNA from Phodopus roborovskii (desert hamster), 2060 nucleotides. It is a transcript of the gene Gal3st4, whose product is annotated as galactose-3-O-sulfotransferase 4. The transcript is spliced from 4 exons. Gene Ontology annotation, biological process: glycolipid biosynthetic process. Gene Ontology annotation, cellular component: membrane. Bases 301 to 1728 code for a protein of 475 amino acids. The record is from RefSeq and is a predicted model, not a curated record. Gene Ontology annotation, molecular function: galactosylceramide sulfotransferase activity. NCBI's taxonomy places the organism in Eukaryota, Metazoa, Chordata, Mammalia, Rodentia, Cricetidae.